Hippopotamus amphibius kiboko is the source of this 2201-nucleotide messenger RNA. Its product is annotated as zinc finger protein 474. The transcript is spliced from 5 exons. The coding region runs from base 462 to 1829 and encodes 455 amino acids. NCBI's taxonomy places the organism in Eukaryota, Metazoa, Chordata, Mammalia, Artiodactyla, Hippopotamidae. The record is from RefSeq and is a predicted model, not a curated record.
UGGCUCUAGAGCUAACAGCUACACCUUCCAGAUCGCAGCUAAGGUUGCCAGGAUACAUCCAGGCGACAAAGGCUGGGGUUCCUGUUCCCAGCAGCCAGCCUCACAUACUACAUGAACUCACACAAGAGGAGAUGAGAAUUGUGGAGCCCCCAGCUAUUCUGCUCCUGUUUCCACCAGCUACGCCACUGAGGGGUUCAACAGGCCAUGACAAAAGCCAAAAUAGAAAGAUAAAGAACAAGUAUUACAAGAUCUUGGAGGCAUCUGAGGUUUCAUGGGGACUUUCCAGCAUUCCAGACUGCAGUCCUACAAUGAAGCUCUGAGUCACAGUCUUUGGGUCUAAGGUACUGGCUACAAUGUGGAACCUCAGGAGAGCCAACCUGACUAACCUUCACUCUAAGCAGAAGCCCAAAAAGUGUCUGGCCUGAAAUCAGAGCAAGCACUGGAGAAAGAUUUCUUUGUUAAUGGAAAGAGGAAAGGAGAAAAGGGUUUCCAACACGUUGCAGCAGUCUUUCCACCAUUCUAAAGAGCCUACCUUCCUUAUAAACCAAGCUGUUCUAUCUAGUGAGUCCCAUUAUAGCUUUUUGCCAGAAAUAGAGCAUGUCAAUCCUGGUGAAAAAAUAAAGAUCAACCCUCGGAAAAACAGACCUGGAACUGUAAUACUCUCAAAACGGUCCAGUAGGAGGAUUAUGUCGGAAAGCCAGCCCAGCCCCCCUGUGAUCCCAUCCCGCAGGCCUGGGUUCCGGGUGUGCUAUAUCUGCGGCCGAGAAUUUGGGUCCCAAUCACUUGGCAUUCAUGAGCCCCAGUGCUUGGAGAAGUGGCGUAUUGAAAAUAGCAAGUUGCCCAAGCACCUGCGGAGGCCAGAACCUUCCAAACCACCGCCUCUCAGCGGAAGUGGAUCCUACGGUCUUCAGGCAGCGAAUGAGGCAGCGUUCCAGAGUUCCCAGGCUCAGCUGCUGCCAUGCAAAUCCUGUGGCCGCACGUUCUUGCCAGAUAGGCUUCUUGUUCAUCAGAGAAGCUGCAAGCCGAAGGGUGAGGGGCCCAGGGCACCAAACCCCAACAGUUCUGGUAAUCUUGCUCAUCUCAAGAAAGCUCCUCGAGGCAUCCCAACCCGGCCAAGGACUCUCAUCUGCUACAUUUGUGGUAGGGAAUUUGGCACCCUGUCCCUUCCUAUACAUGAGUCCAAAUGCUUGGAGAAGUGGAAAAUAGAAAAUGACCAGCUCCCCAGGGAGUUCCGCCAGCCACUCCCACAGAAGCCUCAGCCCCUUCCAACUGGACAGUCCAACCAAGAGGGGCCAAGUCAAGCUCAGCUUGUGCCCUGCCCAAAUUGUAGCCGUCCCUUUGUCCCCGGCAGCCUUCUGGUACACCAGAGAAGUUGUAAAGCUCAACCUAGUGGGCCAAAAGUUCAGGAUUUGAAAUUAGGGAGUAAAGGUGGCCUCAAAGAGUUCACUAAUUCCAAGCAGCAAAGGAACAUGGCAGCACCCACUGUGACUGAUAAGCCGACAAUGAUAAGGCAUCCACCAACAGUUGUUUGCUACAUUUGUGGUCGUGAAUAUGGAACAAAAUCAAUUGCCAUCCAUGAGCCACAAUGUCUGAAAAAAUGGCAUAAUGAAAACAACUUGUUGCCUAAAGAGCUAAGGAGACCAGAGCCAAAAAAGCCAGAAGUCAGGACCAUUACUGCCAAGGGUUUCUAUGAUCUCGAUGCCUUAAAUGAAGCUGCUUGGACAAGUGCCCAGAGCCAGUUGGUUCCCUGUAAUAUUUGUGGGCGUACCUUCCUGCCAGACAGACUGAUUGUUCACCAACGAUCCUGUAAACCAAAAGUCGCCAAGUAAAGCCCUUUCUCCCUACGAAAGAGUUACAGAAAUUAAAUCCUUUGGAAAGAGCUGGGAUGUGGUGGGGGGGAGGAAAAGGGGGAGUGGAGAGGAAACAAGGAAAACUGAAACUGACCGAAGGCCAUCGAGCAUGGGACGCCCAGCUCAGUGCUCUGGUGGCCCGGCGUGACCACUGUGUCACUGCUUUUAGCAAGCGGCUGUGUGCGUGUGCCUAGACACGCCUGGGGCCUCACAUGUCACAAGGUUGUUGGGCAGAAUUACACGUGGCCAUGCCUCAUCAGAGCUGGCAUUUUUAUCUCCAGGAAAUUUCAGAGCCAAUGGUUGCCGUUUUUCUUCUGGUCUGUUUUCCCAAACAAGAUUCUGAACUUCACA